This is a messenger RNA of Selaginella moellendorffii, 1672 nucleotides long. Its product is annotated as serine/threonine-protein kinase STY13. Gene Ontology annotation, molecular function: protein kinase activity; ATP binding. The record is from RefSeq and is a predicted model, not a curated record. Bases 289 to 1518 code for a protein of 409 amino acids. The transcript is spliced from 2 exons. Gene Ontology annotation, biological process: protein phosphorylation. NCBI's taxonomy places the organism in Eukaryota, Viridiplantae, Streptophyta, Lycopodiopsida, Selaginellales, Selaginellaceae.
AGCUGCUGUUCACGCGUAUUCAUCUUGAAUGUCUGGUUUGUCUCUCCGGCCAUGGCGACUAGAAAGACGCGAGCCAGCGCGAAUUGCAGGCGCUCUUUUAGCGAUUAGCUCCUAGGGUUUAUGGCGGCAGCGCGUCUCUCUCGCCCGCGCGCGCGGCGUGCCGCUGGCCAUGCGAGAGGAUCGAGGUGAGUGGCCGCGGCGGCAGCGAGCAGCAGAGAAAUCGCGCUGCGCGUUUGGGAUUUCGGGGCCGGAUCGAGGCUAGGGUUUUAGAGAUCUGGGAGCGGGAGGAUGGAAGCUCUCAAUGGGAAUUUCUACGGCUUCACGGCCGACGAUUACUACGAGCGCCUGGCGGCCGGGUCGGACAACAUGUCCGUGGACAGCGUCGCCAGCCUCCACACGAGCAAUGGCGGUGGAUCCGUGACGAUGACAGCGGCGGAGAGCAGCGUCGGCUCUAACGGGUCGAGCAGGACGAUCCUGAUGCACCCGGAGCUGGGGAUCAAGCGGGGCAACCGCAGCGUGACGGGCUCCUACAGUGUUGUCCACCCCAGCACCGUGGGCGCGCCGCCGCCCACGGACGAGGACGUGCUCACCAAUGCGCUCAUGGAUGCGCGCUCGCCCACGGAGGGGCUCGAGGGCUACGACGACUGGACGCUGGAUCUCCGGCGGCUGGCCAUGGGCCACGCAUUCGCGCAGGGCGCGUCGGGCCGGCUCUACAGGGGGACCUACGACGGCGAGGACGUGGCGGUGAAGAUCCUGGAGCGGCCCAAGAACAACGCGGAGCGCGCGCAGGUGAUGGAGCAGCAGUUCACGCAGGAGGUCCGGAUGCUGGCGGCGCUCAAGCACCAGAACGUGGUGCGAUUCAUCGGGGCGUGCCGGAAGCCGCUGGUGUGGUGCAUCGUGACCGAGUACGCCAAGGGCGGAUCCGUGCGCUCGUUCUUGAGCAAGCGGAAGUCGAGGCCCGUGCCGCUCAAGCUGGCGGUGAAGCAGGCGCUGGACAUCGCGCAGGGGAUGCAGUACCUCCACAACCUGGGAUUCAUCCACCGGGAUCUCAAGUCGGACAACUUGCUCAUCGCCACCGAUAAGUCGAUCAAGAUUGCCGACUUUGGCGUGGCCAGGAUCGAGGUCCAGACCGAGGGGAUGACGCCCGAGACCGGGACGUAUCGCUGGAUGGCACCAGAGAUGAUCCAGCACAGGCUUUACACACACAAGGUGGACGUUUACAGCUUUGGCAUUGUCCUGUGGGAGCUCAUCACAGGAUUGCUACCGUUCCAGAACAUGACGGCCGUGCAGGCAGCGUUUGCGGUGGUGAACCGAGGAUACAGGCCGGGCAUCCCAGCCGACUGCCCGCCGGCGCUGGCCGAGAUAAUGAGCCGGUGCUGGGACGCAAACCCAGACUCGAGGCCGGGGUUCGCGCAGGUGGUCAAGAUGCUCGAGGAAGCUCGGGCGGAGAUCGUGCACUCGGUUGGCAAGGCCAGAUUUCGCUGCGGCUGCAUGGCUCGUCCCUUGACCAACGAUUGAGUGACAAGAUCUCGCGAAGAACUGUGAUGAUAAGCAAAAGAGAAGAAGAAAAGAGUGAGAGCAGUGGAGUGAACGAAGAAAGAAAAACUGUCCGGGUUUUUGAGAGAAAGCAUUGUAUAUUGUUGGUAAUUUUACUAACUCUUCUCUUUGUGUA